AUGGAGGAAGAAGAAAGACCGAGAAAGCUACAGAAGACGGAGCAUGAAGAUGGCAUUGAAUCGCAUUUGGCAGAGAAUGGCGAACCCAUGAUGUCCGGGGCAUUGAUAACUGGCGACGAGCCCGCUGUCGCAGACCAGCAAACUUCCAAGGAAACGAUCAAAUCGACGCCAACCGCCGAAAAACCCGAAGAGCAAUUUAAUGAUAACGAAAAGCAAGAAGGGGCAACAGGAGAACAUGGUACAGCGCAGGCAGUCCCUCUGUCGAAAAGACAACAAAAACGAAUGCUCAGACAGGCAAGGUGGGAUGAGCAAAAAGAAGAGCGCAAAAAACAACGAAAAGAGAAAAACAAACAGCGCAAGAUACGCAAAAGGGAGGAAUGGCAACACAUUAUAGAAGAAAAUGGAGGCAAUGUUCCUGAGAAAAAGCGAUCAGUUCUUGUCCCCAUGACAUUGGUGAUUGAUUGUGGAUGGGACCAUUUGAUGGAUGACCGGCAGCGGAUUUCACUCGGCUCGCAAAUCACACGAGCUUACUCGGAUAAUUCAAAGGCGCCUUAUAGGUCUCAUUUGGUGAUAUCUUCUUUUGACAAGUUGUUGAAAGAGCGUUUUGAUACAGUGCUUCGCAAAAUGCAUGAGAAUUGGAGGGGGAUCAAGUUUAUGCCAGAAGAUUUUGCGCAUGCAGCUGAGCAGGCUAAGGAAAGGAUGAAAGGAUCUCAUGGUGGGCAGCUGGCAGGUGUCUUCGCAGACAAAGGAGACUUUGCGCCUGAGGAUGGAGAAGUCAUCUACCUGAGCAGCGACAGUCCCAAUACGUUGACCGAGCUCAAGCCGUACAGCACAUAUAUAAUCGGUGGAUUGGUAGACAAGAACGUACAUAAAGGAGUCUGCUAUCAGAAAGCCAUAGAAAAGGGCAUGAAAACCGCAAAACUGCCCAUUGGAGAAUACCUGCGCAUGGCUUCGAGACCUGUCUUGGCGACCAAUCACGUUGCGGAAAUCAUGAUGCGAUGGUUAGAGCUUGGAGAUUGGGGUGAAGCCUUUUUGCAGGUCAUUCCUCAACGAAAGGGUGCCGAGAAAAGGGCUAGACCGGAUGACGAAGAGGACUCUGCUGAUGAAGAGGAGUCAGAGACAGCUGCCGCUAAUGCAGACAUGGCAUCGUCAGGCGAAGAGGACGGCGGUGAAGCCGAACAGCUUAAAGACGCCGCUGAGGCAGCAUGA
Talaromyces amestolkiae is the source of this 1209-nucleotide messenger RNA. RefSeq lists its product as uncharacterized. Gene Ontology annotation, biological process: tRNA N1-guanine methylation. The coding region runs from base 1 to 1209 and encodes 402 amino acids. Gene Ontology annotation, cellular component: nucleus. NCBI's taxonomy places the organism in Eukaryota, Fungi, Ascomycota, Eurotiomycetes, Eurotiales, Trichocomaceae. The transcript has a single exon. Gene Ontology annotation, molecular function: tRNA binding. The record is from RefSeq and is a predicted model, not a curated record.